Molecule: messenger RNA, 1845 nt
Organism: Pieris macdunnoughi
Lineage: Eukaryota; Metazoa; Arthropoda; Insecta; Lepidoptera; Pieridae
Source: the annotation of a GenBank genome assembly
AUGUCUUGGUUAUUUGGAUAUAGUAGUCCACCCAAACCUCCGGCUGAUAUGCCUCCACCUUCAGAAGAUAAUACUCCUCAAAAUCUUACAAAAGCUGAGAAAAAGGCAAUGGAAGCAUACCGGUUUGAUUCAAGUGCAUUAGAAAGAGCCGCGCAAGCCGCUCGAGAACUAGAACGCUCAAGACAUUCAAAGGAUGCAUUAGAGCUUAGUAAACUUCAGGAAUCAACUCGACAGCAGGAACAAUUAGCUAAAAUUAAAGAGUAUGAAGCUGCAAUUGAGCAGGCCAAAGUGGAACAAAAAAGAAUUGACCAUGAAGAAAGACGAAAAACAUUACAGGAAGAAACAAAACAACACCAAGUCCGUGCUCAAUACCAAGACCAGUUGUCUAAGAAGCGUUAUGAGGAACAAUUGGCCCAGCAACAGAGAUCACAAGAGGAGAUCUUAAAAAAACAAGAAGAGAGUGUGGCGAAGCAAGAAGCCCUGCGUCGAGCGACGAUAGAGCACGAGAUGGAGUUGCGAGAAAAGAACAAGCUCAAGGCGAUAGAGGCAGAAGCGAGGGCUCGGGCCAAAGCAGACAGGGAGAACCGAGAUAUUACACUCGAGCAGAUCCGUCUCAAAGCUGCCGAAAACAGGACCACCAUAUUGGAGAGCAUACAGACGGCAGGCAGCGUGAUUGGAACGGGCGUGAGUGCGCUGCUAACCGAUUGGCAGCGGACUGCCACCGCCGUGGGUGGGUUAUCUCUUCUCGCCUUAGGAGUGUAUUCGGCGCGAGGAGCCACGUCCGUCGCAGCUCGGUUUAUCGAGUCUCGGAUAGGGAAGCCGACCUUAGUGCGAGAGACGUCGCGUCUGUCCCUCUUGGACGCCGCGAGGCAUCCGAUCCGCACUGCGGCGGCCGCGGUGGCCAAGUUCAGAGCGCCGGCCGACGCUUUGGCCGGCGUGGUCCUGGCCCCGAGUUUGGAGCGGCGGCUGAGAGACGUCGCCAUCGCCGCGAAAAACACUCGCCGCAACCGCGGCCUCUAUACCAAUCUGCUAAUGUACGGCCCGCCCGGAACCGGGAAGACGCUGUUCUCCAAGAAACUGGCGAAACAUUCCGGGAUGGAGUACGCCAUCAUGACCGGAGGAGACGUGGCUCCGAUGGGCAAAGACGCCGUGGCGGCCAUUCACAAAGUGUUCGACUGGGCCAACACCAGCCGGAAAGGCGUGCUUCUAUUCAUAGACGAGGCGGACGCGUUCCUACGGAAGCGUUCCUCGGAGGCCCUUUCCGAGGAACUGAGGGCCGCUCUGAACGCCUUCCUCUAUCGCACUUCGGCACAGAGCGGCCGAGUCAUGCUGGUCCUGGCUUCGAAUACGCCGCAUCACCUGGACUCGGCCGUACACGAUCGGAUCGACGCUCUACUGGAAUUCCCUCUACCGACAUCGGAAGAGAGACAGCGUCUGCUUCGCUUGUACUUCGAUGCCUAUAUACUGCAACCGGCCGCCGAUAAACACAGCCGCUUGAGCGUGGAUCGGUUCGAAUACGGCGAGCUGUGUGACGAAGUGGCGUCCCUCACGGGCGGUCUCUCCGGAAGGGCGUUGUCCAAACUGGGCGUGGCCUGGCAGGCGGCCGCUUACGCGUCGGAAGAUGGGCGACUGACGAGGAGCAUGUGCCUCGACAUUUGCCAUGGAGCAGUGCUGCAGUAUCGGCAGAAGAUGGAGUGGUUGUCGGCAGAAGAAAAAUCUCGCAGCAUGCUUCCGUACCUGAGGGAUUUGCCCCCUUUCGACCCCGCGGAGACGGAAGCCCCGGAGACGUCCGAAACCCUGACGGCUAAGGUACCCGAGGCCAAAAAAGUGGACCUCGAAAAGUGA